AUGGCGUUGAGACCCAUAGAUAAUGCACUUCCGAUUACUCCAGAGAGACCCAAGAAACAAGCCAAAGUGUCGGUUCCAGUCCAGAAAAAACCAUCAGAGUUUGGUGUGAAUGACGAGAACAAGGCUCCUUUGCCACCGUCUGCUGAUGCAUCCGUUGAUUACAUCCCUUCCGAGAAUCUCAAACCCUUUCAAGACCCUGAAUCCUUCAUCCAAAGCUUAAUUGAAGGGUUAGAUUCAAAGGAUUGGGUGAAGCUCUGUGAGUCGCUUAAUGACGCUAGGCGUUUCUCUUUAUAUCACUCCAACCUACUGCUUCCAAUCUUAGAAAAGGUAAUCUUGGUAGUGGUAAAGGCAAUGAAGAACCCGAGAAGUGCUCUGUGCAAGACCUCGAUUAUGGCUGCUUCAGAUAUCUUCAAUGCCUUUGAUGAAAAGUUGCUUGAUUCCACUGAUUCUGGUGCAUUUGAUCAGUUGUUGUUGCAGCUGUUACUUAAAGCUUCCCAGGACAAGAAGUUUGUGUGUGAAGAAGCAGAUAGGUCGCUGAAUGCAAUGGUUAAGUCUAUGGCUCCUUUGCCACUGCUUCAGAAGCUUCGCGGAUAUGUUAACCAUGGCAACCUUAGAGUCAGAGCCAAAGCUGCUGUUUCCAUUUCCAAUUCUGUUCUCAAGAUGGGGCUGGAAGAAAUCAAAGAGUUUGGGAUGGUUACACUGCUUCAAAUGGCUGCGGAUUUGCUGAAUGAUAGACUGCCAGAGGCCAGAGAAGCUGCGAGAAGUAUUGUAUUUUCUUUAUACAAGGCAUUUAGAGAAAAUGAAGAGGAGAUUGAGGAGGAGGCUUGGCAAAGCUUUUGCCAGACAAAUUUACCACCCAAUCACGCUCAGUCCAUGGUCAAAGUUACUCUUUCCAGUAGAGUUUAGAGUAACAGUUUUAGCAACAGCAUAGGUGGUGGAAAAGUAGGAGUUUUUGAACUUCUGUUUCAUGUAAAUGCUGUUUUUACAUGAUUUAGCAAUAUCUAUUUUCUUUCCUUUUUUUUUAAUGAUGGAAUAACACAUUUUCAGUUUAUCUUCUUUAUUUUUUAA
This is a messenger RNA of Theobroma umbraticum, 1068 nucleotides long. RefSeq names its product ARM repeat superfamily protein. Gene Ontology annotation, molecular function: microtubule binding. Gene Ontology annotation, cellular component: cytoplasmic microtubule. Gene Ontology annotation, biological process: microtubule cytoskeleton organization. The record is from RefSeq and is a predicted model, not a curated record. NCBI's taxonomy places the organism in Eukaryota, Viridiplantae, Streptophyta, Magnoliopsida, Malvales, Malvaceae.